CAGAUAGCUAUGUGUCGUACAAAGAAAAGCAAAAACAAAAUAAAACGAUAAGCUUUUGAACAUCGUAUACAUAAUAAACAGUAUUGUGGGCUGCAGUGCAACAUUGAUUUUUGUAAUAUUCCUGUAAUUGUGAUAAACCAACAGUUUGGAAAAUAAAUACCUAUAUAUUACACAAAUGAUUGAGUACUUAAAUGACGAUUGCCUCAGCGAGAUAUUCCGAUAUCUUAGCAUCAAAGAGCAGCUGAUUGUGACAGCUGUCAACGAGCGCUUUUGCAGCAUAAUAAUUGAGCGCUUUUGGCGCAUUAAAUUCAACAAAUUCACCACUAAAGGUGAUGCGAGUUGUGAUGAGCUUAAUUUAACGGAAUUUCAAAUAUUCUACCGCCUAAUAGCGCCACACAUAAAAGAACUAACCGUACAUAGCACAGCAAAUGUGGCAUUCACCAGCUACCUGGGACGCUACACUAAACGUCCAGAUCUUGCCUUCUACUUCCAUUUCGAGUAUCCAGAAUUACGUGUACUACGCUGUUAUGAUCAACAAUUCCACGCUGGCUAUCUAACCAGUUUGAUACGUAAAUGUCCGCAGCUGGAGGUGCUCAAGCUGAUCAGUUCGUAUGUGACGGGCGAACACUUGGCCGAUUUCCAGCAACUACGUGAACUCUAUGUGACCAGCAAUAAAUUGGAACCGAAAUAUUUUCAUGCAAUUUUCCAUCAUAAAAAACUGACACGUAUACAGUUAACUGGCGAGUGUACCGUUAAACGUGACAUGGAUGCUGUGCUUAAGUCGAUUUUACCAAGAAUAUCGGAAUUGCGUUACUACGAUGAGGAAGAGCAUUUAACGACGCAACAGUUCUUUGCGGAAUCGACGCCAUUAUUUCGAAAUUUGGAAAAAUUAUAUUGCCAACGUCUGUUGAGCUUCGUCUACUCGCUACAAACGCUGCGGGAGUUACAUUUCGAAUGUCAUGUACAGUUGGAUGAUUUAUUUGCUCUAGUCCAUAACAAUAUACACCUGGAACAACUAUAUCUGGGGCUGAAUUUUAGUGCGCUAUCGAAGUCACGCGAAUGGGUAUGCGAACUAUCCGAUUUGGUGAGGAAACAAGAGCAACAGCGCAAGCGAGAGCUCACCAUACACUUGGAAAGGGCGCAAAAAGCGAUACAGCAAUUGCAGCAGGUGGUGGAGGAUCACGAUUUACAACAUGGCUACCUCAAACCUGCUAUAAAAAUACGAAAACUACCCAUCGAUACGUCGCAGUUCCCGAUUUUGAUUAGUAAAAGUGGCAUAGAAAUUGCGCUUAAAAGGAAUUUCAAUUAAAUUAAAAAGAAAAGCUGUUAAUCAGAAUCAUUAAAAAAUGUUUGAAAAUAAUAAGACUUUGAACGCUAAUUAGUUUUUUGUAUAUAAUAUUUAAAGUCAGGCGCCUUUCUGUGAUUAAUGCAAAUAUAAAAAAAGAUCACAAAUUCAUUGCAAAAUAUAAAACGAACAUUUUUAACGAUAAUUUAGUAAAAAGAAAUUUUGCUUAAACUUGAGGUUUAUUAAUU
Messenger RNA from Rhagoletis zephyria (snowberry fruit fly), 1533 nucleotides. RefSeq lists its product as uncharacterized. The record is from RefSeq and is a predicted model, not a curated record. Gene Ontology annotation, molecular function: protein binding. Lineage: Eukaryota; Metazoa; Arthropoda; Insecta; Diptera; Tephritidae.